CAGUGCAUAUACGCUACUGAUACGCUGUGAUACAGUUUCGUUAAAUAUGUGUGCGUAUGUUACUUAUCAGUCCUACCUCUACCAUUUAAAAUUAAAUAAAUCCUAGAUACAUUACGGAAAAAUGCAAAACAAAUUUAAUAAUACAGCAUCUCUUUUAUUAAAAGUAGAUAAAAUCUUUUAAGGUUCGUUGCAUAGGACUACAAAAAUAAUUGUUAUAUUUGCUUAUUGCUUCUUAUAUAUUGCUCAUUACGAAAGUCAAUAAAGAUGACAAUUGUCACACCCAAAAAUUGGAAUUAUGAACGCAUCUUAGGGACUGGAGGUUUUGGAAUUGUAAAAUUAUGGGUUCAUAAACCAACCGGCCGGAAACUGGCAAUAAAACAAUGUAAAUGGAACGAUACACAAUUAACAGCAAUACAAAAAGAGCGAUGGACUAGAGAAGUUGAAAUAAUGAAACGCUUAACACAUCCUAAUAUCGUAAAAGCAAUACAUAUUCCAUUUAAAUUUCUAGAUGAAGAUAAAAGCAUGCCUGUAUUAUGUAUGGAAUAUUGUGCAAUGGGUGAUCUUAGAAAAGUUUUAAACAAACCAGAGAAUUGCUGCGGUAUUAAAGAAACAGAUAUAUUAAAAAUAAUAAGUGAUAUUUUAUUGGCUGUAAAAUAUUUACACUUACAUAAUAUUACUCAUCGUGAUUUAAAACCAGAAAAUAUAGUUUUACAAGCUGUAAAAGGCACAAUUUUAUAUAAAUUAAUAGACUUGGGAUAUGCUAAAGAAAUUGGAGAGACAAGCACAUCUGCAUCCAUAGUAGGUACAUUGAAUUAUGUAGCCCCAGAACUUCUUUAUAAUGAGAAAUAUAGUUGUUCUGUUGAUUAUUGGAGCUUAGGAAUACUUUUCUAUGAAAUAAUUACUGGAAAGAGACCAUUUUUACCACGUAUGCCACAUACAAUAGAAUGGAUGAAAAUUAUUAAAAAUAAAUCCAAUGAUGAUAUAUGUGCAUAUGAAUGCGGAAAAAAAGUAUUAUUUAGACAAGAUAUAGAAGAUCCAAUAGAUCUAUCUAGUUAUAUCAGAUCUGUUAUGGUAGAAUGGUUUAAAGUUGUCCUUCAAUGGGAUCCUAAAAAACGGGGUAAACAAUUAGAUGUAAAUGGAACACCUCAAUUAGUAGUUUUUAAAUUACUUGAACCAGCUCUAUUGCAGAAGGUUUUAUAUGUGUAUUGUAUGUAUUUAUAUAAGAUAAAUACAUAUAUAAUUGAUAGCAACACUACUCUCUCAAAUUUGCAAUUUCUUAUAGAGAAAGAUACGAAUAUUUCAAUAAAUCAACAAAUAUUAACUGAUUAUUAUGGAAAUAUUCUUCUUAAUGAUAUACCCAUUCUUGCACAAAUUAAUAACCCAAUGUUAUUUGUCCUGAAAACUGGGGAUAUAUUAAUAUAUAAUAAACCUAUACUAAGUAUACCUUAUCUAGUACAAAAAAUGAUAGAACAAUCAAAAAAUGAAUUAGGUUUUGAAGCAUUAAAUGAUUAUUAUCGUGCGACCAUAUUCAUGAUGAAACAGGAGUUACAUCUUUUCCAGUUAUAUAUUUUUGCUUUAUCUAUAGAAGUAGAUUUAAUAAAUGCAAGACUUAUUAAGUUUAGAAAAUGUAUGGAGAAUACAUUACAAAGUACAAAUUUAUUAGCUGUGGAAGUAACUUCUUGUCAAACCAAUUAUGUCAAUCAAGAAAUAAAAAAAGAGAAAAUUAAAGCUUUGGAAGGAAAUUCUAAGAAAGUAAAUAAAUUACUAACUGCUGCUAAUCAAAUACAGUUACAAUUUACUAAUUUAAAUGAAGAUAAUAAUGUAUUACAGAACAUUGUCCAAAAGAUUUCAAUAGAAGUUUUAUAUGAAAUAUAUAAUAAAGCUUUAGAUAUAUUUGAAACUUUUAAAGAGACCUUUAAUCGUACUGGGACACCAACAAAAAUGGUUAAAGCACUUGUUGAAUUUAUAAAACUACGAGAAGCACAAUUUCGUGAAAACAAGAUCAUUGAACUUGCCAGUCAAAUAAAUAACCUGGAAAAUGAGCUUUUUAAAUUAGAAGGUUCAUUCGAUUCUGUAAUAGUCAUGACUAAAAAGUAUCAAGAAGAUUUGUAUUCUAUAAUAAAGGAAGAUUUGGAUAUGGAAGUUUCACCUAAAAUUAAUGAAAUUACUGAGUCUAAUAAAUCUAUAGAAUGUCAUGAUAACUUAAUAUAUGAAAAUUUAGUAGUACGACAUACGAUGGAUAACCUUAUGACAGAAAUAAAAAAAAUAUAUCAGGAGAUAGUAAGUCUUGAUCCAUAAAAUCAAAAAUAAAUUUUGAGAUAUAUGAUAUAUGCAAAAUAUAAAUAUCACUAGCAUUGUUUCAAUAACAAAUAUGUUAUUGCAUUUUAAUUUCAUAUUAUAUUUGUACCAAAAAGUUGUAUUCAGUUAACUUUUAUUACAAUUAUUCUAGAAACAUUAGGAAACUUUGGAAACAUAAUAGAAUAUACUUUUAUGUUACCUAUUUAAUAUUUAUUUCUUUCUCAGUUCUAACGAAUGUAUGUAUUGGUCUAUUCAAUUUAUUCAUUCUUUCUAACUCUAAUAGAAGAUUACUUGAUAUUGUUGAGAUAGAAAAGAAAUAUAUAAUAUAUAUAUUUGUCAUAAUGGUUUGUAAUCACUGUAGUAUAUUAAAUAUGGAUCUUUUUUCU
Messenger RNA from Vespula vulgaris, 2684 nucleotides. RefSeq names its product inhibitor of nuclear factor kappa-B kinase subunit alpha-like (gene IKKbeta). The coding region runs from base 265 to 2298 and encodes 677 amino acids. The transcript has 12 exons. Gene Ontology annotation, molecular function: IkappaB kinase activity; ATP binding. The record is from RefSeq and is a predicted model, not a curated record. Gene Ontology annotation, cellular component: cytoplasm; IkappaB kinase complex. NCBI's taxonomy places the organism in Eukaryota, Metazoa, Arthropoda, Insecta, Hymenoptera, Vespidae. Gene Ontology annotation, biological process: peptidyl-serine phosphorylation; tumor necrosis factor-mediated signaling pathway; positive regulation of transcription by RNA polymerase II.